AUGCCGGAAGCAAGGGAUAGACUAUCGAGGCCAAACAACGAAGUUGCAGAGAUGCACAGUCUUCGUAGGACGCCAGUCGGUAUAUUAGGAAUCCUUGUGGAUGACGAUGAUAGCGACAGGAGUAUUAGCCGGACUCCUUUCAGGUGGGGGGCGACGCCGUUAACAGGUGGUGGUUCAGGGCAACCGAUAGGCGAGCCUCAUUCUACUAGAACUACUAUGGGUGCUACAACUAGAGGAGGAGGUGGUGGUGGAAGGGGUCUUUUCGGAACUCCCAGGACUGUUUAUCGGCGUGGCAGCCGUAGCCAAAAUACGCCGCCGUCUGGUAGUAGUUUCCGGCGAGGCAGAGGAGGACGUUCCGGGCAGCAAAGUGUGUUACCUUAUUGGUAUCCUCGUACUUCUCUCGGUGACAUAACUCAUGUCGUCCAGGCCAUUGAGAGAAGAAGAUUGCGUUUGGGAGAUGGUGAAGGCCGAUUUUUUGGGAGCCCAACCCCUAUUAGGAUUCAUCAUCAGCCUGCUGCUCAUGAUCUUUCUCCAUCAGAUGCUCAACUCGAGCAUGAGGUUUCUUUAGUGACUCCAAAGCCAAAAUUAGCAUCUAAAACUUGUAAACCAUCAACAUUGGGGAAGGUUCCAAAGAUAUUAGCAGACAUCGCUAAUCAGGGUGUCGGAGAAUCAGAGUUCUUGACACCCCAGAAGAAGCUGCUUAACUCCCUUGACAUUGUUGAGAAAGUGGUGAUGGAGGAAUUGCACAGAUUGAAGAGAACCCCAUCUGCCAAAAAAGCCGAGAGGGAGAAAAGAGUCAGAACUCUGAUGUCAAUGCGCUGAUUGACUGAAUCUUUCUUAGAUUUGGUGUCUACUUAAAGAAGGCUCUACUCUUGUUGAGCAAAUUAGAAUCACAGAGGUAUGUUUGAUCAAUCAUCUACUGAUGAUUGGGAGAUUUGCAGACAGAGGUGUGCUUGAUUGAUCAUCUACUGAUGAUUGGGAUGGGCUCCAAGUAUGCUAAUUGUUCACCUUUUUUCUUGAAAGGUCAGUUUGUUUAGUUACGAACCUGAGGACAAAUGAUGACUGAUAUUUUCUUGUAUCCAUCGGCUUUUAGACUGUAAUCUGGUUUGUUGAAACUAUUGAUUUGAGUAAUGGUAUAGUCGUUUUAGACAGAAAGCUACAAGCAGAUGGGUUAAC
Cynara cardunculus var. scolymus (artichoke) is the source of this 1176-nucleotide messenger RNA. Its product is annotated as protein POLYCHOME. The transcript has 2 exons. Lineage: Eukaryota; Viridiplantae; Streptophyta; Magnoliopsida; Asterales; Asteraceae. Gene Ontology annotation, biological process: regulation of nuclear division; negative regulation of ubiquitin protein ligase activity. Gene Ontology annotation, cellular component: nucleus. The record is from RefSeq and is a predicted model, not a curated record. The coding region runs from base 1 to 822 and encodes 273 amino acids.